UACCUUACGCCACUCUGUUGCAGGUUCGUUUCGCGUCGUUCGCCCGUUUCGGAACAGGCAGACGGUGUAGUGAUUGGACGUCCAGCAGAUGUCAUCAGUGAGAUGAGUUGUCAAACGGUUCAUAGAGCCGAACCGUCCCCUACAUUUCGACAGUGUUUCGGAAAGCUUCGAUCUUGUCCAUCACUACGAAUAUUUGUUUCGUUACGACUCGUCUAUGCAUCAGAAAAUCGACAGGGCUGAGUUCACGACUGCUGAGGAGACUCCAGAUGCCCUAAGAUGCAGCGUCUGUCUGCAUUUGUCUAGAAGGACGCGAGAGGGAGCAGCACAAGCAGCCAGACGCCGCACAGGGAAGAGGGGGGAAAAAACACGGACCUUCCCCCAGUUCCAGCGUGCUGAAAUGUUAGGAGCCCGCAGCAGCAGCCAGAGAGCCAGCUCCCAUUACCCCAGUCUGUGCAGGAGGAAAGUGUCCGGUACCAAGUGCUUUAGACUGUGCUUGCAGAGGUCCUACUACGGGGCUUUGUAAGGUGCAGGGGGAGUAGAGGAGAGACUGGUCCGUUCCCCCCACCUCCCACCCACCCACCUGCAGCAAGAGGAGUGCUCUCUGGAGGAGCCCAGAUGGAGUGGUCACUGGGAAGGGUGCGGGAGCUGGUGGCCGACGGGAUGCAGUCCAUACGGGACUGCGAGUCGAGCGCUGUGGGCACGGCGGCCUGCCUGCUGCUGCUCUUCCUGUGGUACUGCUACCGGGUGGGCCGGGAGCACGGCUCCAGUCCCCUGCGCGGCCGCUACGGCGCCGAGUCCGGCCACCUGCGGGCCGGCGUCCUGGGCGGCGCGGAGGCGGCGGGCGGGGCCAAGGCGCCGCCGGGCUCGCUGGACGAGCAGAACGGUCUGGCCUACUGCCAGUCGGCCGAGUGCUUCCGCUGCACCGCCCCCGGCGAGGGCCUGAACCAGCGGCUGUACCACAGCCUCCAGGAGUACGCCAAGCGCUACACCUGGUCGGGCAUGGGCCGUGUGCACAAGGGGGUGCGCGACCAGGGCCGGUACCUCUCCAGCCGGCCCACCAUCCAGCGGCCCGAGGUGUUCUUCCUGCCCGACCUGCCGUCCGCCCCCUUCUUCUCCCGCGACGCCCAGAAGCACGACGUGGAGCUGCUGGAGCGCAGCUUCCCCGCCCUGCUGGCCGAGUUCGGGAACGUGUACAACCAGCCCCCCGCCCGCAGCGGCUCCCCCCUGCCCCCCGGCUGGAAGGCCAACAGCACCCCCCACGGCCAGUGGUGGACCUACUACCUGGUGAACCAGGGCACGCCGCUGGCGCUCAACGCCCGGAGGUGCCCCCGUGCCUGGAGGGUGCUGGGGCAGCUGCGCACCUUCAUCGCUAACAACGUGUUCGGGAACGCCUGCUUCUCGGUGCUGUCGCCCGGCGCCCUGAUCUCGGAGCACUACGGGCCCACCAACGUGCGGCUGCGCUGCCACCUGGGUCUCCGCGUGCCCUCUGCCUGCGAGCUGGUGGUCGGGGGGGAGCCGCAGUGCUGGUCCGAGGGGAGCUGCCUGCUCUUUGACGACUCCUUCCUCCACCGAGCCUUCCACGAGGGCAUUGCAGAGGACGGCCCCCGGGUGGUCUUCAUGGUGGACCUCUGGCAUCCCAACGUGGCCGCGGCUGAGCGGCAAGCACUGGACUACAUUUUCACCCCGGGUCGCUGAGACGGGGUCCAGGGAAGAGACUGCUGCUGAUGACGAGAAAGCGGGCCUGCGGGGGCUUCACCCCGCCUCCCACCCCCCGCACGCUCAGACCCACUGUGUACGAUGUGCUCCUGCCCGCAAAUCUUCUUCAAAGGCGUCCCAGCGAAGUAUUGGGCCUCCUCUAUCGAUGUGUAUGUUGCUUGAUUAUUUAAUUUCUACCAAAUGGCCUCUUGAAGAUGUGAUACCACCAUAUUCCUUUUAGCCACUUUCAGCUGUAACUGUGAACAUUAUCCCAUUGAUAUUAGUUGAUGUGUUAAUGGCCUUUUGGUGCGUGUGUGUGUGUGUGUAUAUAGCUCAACGGCUGCAAUGGACGAGAUUUGUCGGUGUUGAUUGCGAGCACGACAGUUUUACACUGCAGAUUGGUCUUUCGGGGGGGAUGUUCAUUCGACACGAUUUAAAUGUUAUCGGUUCACUUCAGUGUUGCCCUCGGAGAAGGAAUAACCAUCAUCACUAACACUAUGAUUCUAUAGGAAACUAGGCUGAACACUUGAAGACGAUCACUGUUUUCUAACACUUUAGCGCUUAGAAAGGGCUACGAGAUAUUCGACCGAUGUCCGCUGAGUAGGCGAUUAUGUAUACACCUUUUUAUUGUCAAUGAAUCAAAACAUUGCGAUGAUGCAAUCUCCUAUAACACAACUUUCAACAUGUCCCACUUGCUACGGGCUCCUUUGCUAUUGGUUGGCACAAUACAACAACAUUGUGCUUCACAAACUAACACAAUAGUUGUUUUGCACAGAUAAAUAUUAGGAUAAACAGUUUAUAGUCAAGUGGAUUGUGGCACUGGUUCGACCUGAAAACCCAACAGGGAUCAAAAAGAUUUGAUGACUGCUUGCCUGUAGGAUUUCAAAAUGUGUUAUACUUUUCAUGAUAAAACUCCACUAAUAAUAGUACAUAAAUGACACCAUAAUCUGUCUGGGAAUUUUGAGCCCACGUUGAGGUUCAGUAUUCUGAUGGCAUCCUGUUGGCCAUUGGGUGAGGUGUUUGCGUAAUGAUUGAAUCAAUUCACAUACAGAAAAUAGCGCAAAUCUCUACCUCUGUUCAGAAAUGUACAGAAAACAGCCCAUGUUUCCAACAUGAUCCGUCGGUUCAGUAACAUACAGAAAAUAGCCCCUGUCUCCACCGUUAUCUGAACCGUCUGUCGGGAAGGUGAUAGCGGAUGUCCUCUCUGAAAAAAGAAAUCGAUACUGCUUUCACAAUGCAUGGUUAGAUAAGCACAUUUUUAUGAUAAAAUUGUGUGAGUCAGCCUUGUUCUCUUGUGGCGGUGGAGGUGGAAGAGAAGGAGGAGGAGUGUUUUUAGUAGAUUUGACUAAACCCUUGUACUUUGGUUGUAUUUGAUAUCAGGUUUGUACUUGCAGUAGGCAAACGAAAAAUGUCGGUUGAUAUGUUUUUGAAAUAUUAACUAUUGUAGCUAUGGUGUUGUUUAUUAAAAGUAAUGACAUUUCACUCAAUAUUUUCGGAAACAGUAUUGCAUUGCUUUUGAUCGUUGAUUGGUAGAUUAUUUAAACGUGAGUUGAUAUCUUUCUUGUUCAGUGGUGUUUUCCGUUAACUCAAUCUGGUAUUUUGCAGCAUUGUACGGUGAUGUAAUCAGUUGUUAUGGCGAUCCCUAAUUCUUAUUGAUCAAAUCAUGCGUGUAUUGAAUUUUCCCCACCCAUCACUCAAAAGAUCCAAUCAAUUCAUAGAGACUGUUUACAAGUAUUCUUAAUGUAUGGAAAUUGUUUACAAUAUUAAAACGCGUUGAAUUUUUGACGAUGUCCAUUAUCAGGCCUUACAAGAAAAGCACUGUCAAUUCACUUUGUAAUAAAAGCUGUGAUUCUUGAGCCUCCUAA
Molecule: messenger RNA, 3560 nt
Organism: Gadus morhua (Atlantic cod)
Lineage: Eukaryota; Metazoa; Chordata; Actinopteri; Gadiformes; Gadidae
Gene: asphd2
Product: aspartate beta-hydroxylase domain containing 2
Exons: 4
Coding region: 616-1695 (359 amino acids)
Cellular component (GO): membrane
Source: RefSeq, a predicted model, not a curated record